Molecule: messenger RNA, 1006 nt
Organism: Dermacentor silvarum
Lineage: Eukaryota; Metazoa; Arthropoda; Arachnida; Ixodida; Ixodidae
Exons: 1
Coding region: 231-926 (231 amino acids)
Source: RefSeq, a predicted model, not a curated record
CGGCGCUUAUAGACGCCAUCAAUCACACAUGCGCGUUGGCGUCUGAGCAACGCCCACAUUGGAAUGGUUAGACGUGAAGACGCUUAAUGCGUCUUGAAGCUUGUGCCGUGAAGACGGCGUGAGGUUUCCCGGAAGCCGCAGCAGCGCGGUGGGCUUUUUCGAUUGCAGAUCGUUGGCGCAAGGCUCUAGCUGUGCUCAAGUUCUGCGAAGACUCUCGCCACUCGGCAGACAUGAGCGGCCCAGUCCAACGUUUUAGACGCACCAUGCACGGAUUUGGAAGCCACGUGGAAAUGAAGACAGUGGAGUUCUUGGAGAAGCUCGAGAAUUGGCAUGCUUGCGCCUGGUGUAGUGUUGUGUCCUCAGAAAUGUUGCUACUCGACUGUCGGCACGUCAUAUGUGACCUCUGCUACGGCGGACGUCGUGCGCGUAUAAGGAACGUUAAAAGCAGAUCAUCCGAUGUUUUUUGCUGCGAAUACUUCGUAAGCCAUUCUCCGUUCCGACCGGAAACCGGGCACCCUGGCGGCAAGCGAGUACGUUGCAUCAACGCUGGCUGUGGCUGCGACUUCGUUGGAGCUCUGAGCGCCUUGGACGAACACCUGCGGAAGAGCUGCGCCCUGUACUCGGCGACGUGCUCCAAAUGCGGAGACACCUUUGCCUACAAGGACUUUCGGAAUCACUACACUGCAUGCAGCGGCAAACGAGGAGUCUUUCUUCGCGCCGUGGACACUCGCUCCCUGCUUGACAACCUGGGAGCCGCACACGGAAAGCUCGAGCUGGCUGUCGCCUCUGCCGAGCCGGACCACGACAACGCGCUCCGGGACACGGUCUGUCUGUUAAGCGAACAGAUCGCCCGGAUUCAAAGCCAACUGGAUACGGCCGUCCCGGGGCACAUGACGGCGAGCAGUGCCCCUCGUAUGGGCAAGUGAAGACCAUGGCGUGGACAGCGAUGCUGCUGUUUACUCUGGAAGGAUAUUAAUUGUUGUGAAAUAAACUGCAUGAAUAUUUC